UGUGUGUGAGAGAGAAAAAGAGCGAGAGAGAGAGAGAGAGGAGAAAUGAGAGACAGAGAGAGAGAUUACUUAAUUGCUGCUUUGGUAAUGGGAGAGCACGGAGCGGGGUUUUGCGCAAUGGCUUUCAUCCUUUUUAAAAUUAGUAUACUUUAUAGGCUACCUGCACUUUAAACUGUUCAUGCACAUGAAACACAAGUCUGUUGAUUGCAUUUCGACAUUUUCGACGCCAAAAAUAGCCUACGACAGCAGGAAAGAUGUGGACUAUACCCAAACCCCGAUAUAGGAACUGCAACAGCUUGGACACGAGGGAUGAAGCCGAGAUAGCCGUGAACAUUGGCGGGGUGAAGCUCGUUUUAUACGGGGAUGUGCUUAACCGCUACCCGGAGAGUCGACUUGCAGAACUUAUCAACUGCUCAACUCUGAAUUAUGACAUUAUCUACUCACUUUGUGAUGACUACGACCCCGGUAAAAGGGAGUUUUAUUUUGACCGGGAUCCUGACGCGUUCAGAUGUAUCAUUGACGUGUAUUACUUCGGUGAGAUUCACAUCAAACGAGGAAUCUGUCCCAUUUGUUUUAUUAAAGAGAUGGAAUUCUGGAAAAUUGACCAAAGCUAUUUGGACGAGUGCUGUAAAAGUGACUUGACUGAAAAGGAGGAAGAGCUGGCUGAGAUUGCCAACAAAGUGAAGCUUAUCUUGGAUGAUCUAGAUGUAGUCCCUUCUGUCAACCGCUCAGUGCGGUACCAAAAGUUCCUUUGGAAACUCAUGGAGAAACCGGAGUCCUCAUUGCCUGCGCGCAUUAUCGCCAUUGCAUCUUUCCUCUUCGUCCUUGUGUCAUCCUUGGUGAUGUGCGUGGGUACCAUUCCAGAAGUCCAAAUGGAGGACGACGAGGGAGACCUUGUGGAACACCCAACGCUGGAGGCCAUCGAGACAGCCUGCAUAGGCUGGUUCACCGUAGAAUAUCUGCUGCGUUUUAUGUCCUCCCCAAACAAACUGCACUUUUUCCUAUCCUUUAUGAACAUAAUAGACUUCAUGGCUAUCAUGCCCUUUUACGUGGUGCUGACCCUAACUUACCUGGGUACGGCCAUGAUGGAUCUGGCCAAGGUCCAGCAAGCGGUCCAGGCGCUUCGCAUCAUGCGUAUUGCCCGGAUCUUCAAACUGGCGCGUCACUCCUCCGGGCUACAGACUCUCACAUAUGCGCUGAAGAGGAGUUUCAAAGAGCUGGGGUUGCUCCUUAUGUACAUGGGCAUAGGGAUAUUCGUGUUCUCAGCACUGGGCUACACACUGGAGCAAAGCCACCCGGAGACCCUCUUCAGUAGCAUCCCACAGUCCUUCUGGUGGGCUAUUAUCACCAUGACGACCGUAGGCUAUGGAGACAUUUACCCCAAAACCACGCUCGGAAAGUGCAACGCAGCCAUCAGCUUCCUGUGUGGGGUGAUAGCCAUCGCGUUGCCCAUUCACCCCAUUAUCAACAACUUCGUUAUUUUUUACAAUAAGCAGAGAUUGCUCGAGACUGCGGCCAAGCACGAGCUGGAGCUCAUGGAGUUGCAGUCUAGCGAGGACUCAAUGGUGAAGGCCACGCGCAAGUCGGGCGCAUUGGAGAGCUCUAUGCGCACCUCGCGUAGUGAUAAUUCUAUACCACUUAUUGAGGAAUCAACCAGGACUUUGAAGUCGAAAAAGUAUUGCUCCGAAACAGAAUCGUUUUAACUUGACAUAGACAUAGGCCUAUUGUGUAGUGACGUGUUUCAAUUCGACGAGGUAUUUCCUCCUGUAGCUUCUACACAGUAAAUCAGGGAUAGUUGAAAUCACAGUGUUAAAAACAUUUGGGUUAAAUUGACUCUACUGGGAGUUAUUUUAACCCUCAAGAGAGUGAUAUGCUCUGUGGAGUUAGUGUUGAUAACUGGAGUUGAUUGGGACAGAGUACUUUUAAAUCCCUUAGGAGCAACCAGAGACAAGGAAUUAAAUAUAUGGAGUUGUCUACGAUGUGUGAGGAGCAUCAUUGGCAUAUUUCCCAGCUUGCUAUGUUGUAGCUUGAUUUAUUAAAUUGUUUGUUUCAAUAUCUGUGUUUUUGCAUGCACAUUGGUUGUUUUUUUAAAUCUUAUGCUACACAAAUAUAAGAAACUUAGAUUUUUCUAAACUAAUCCAAUCGGUAAAUGGUUGGAUUUCUAGCAACCAGUAGUGAGAUAGUUGUUCCAGUUUAUAUGGUGUAGUUGGUAGUCUCCAUUGUACUGUAUUUUCUUCCCUAUUAUGACAGGUGUUCUAUAAGCAAAUUAUGGCCUUUUAUUGUCCCCAGCUCAAGGUGCACCUGUGUAAUGAUCAUGCUGUUUAAUCAGCUUCUUGAUAUGUCACACUUGUCAGGUGGAUGGAUUAUCUUG
Messenger RNA from Oncorhynchus gorbuscha (pink salmon), 2371 nucleotides. RefSeq names its product potassium voltage-gated channel subfamily F member 1-like. The record is from RefSeq and is a predicted model, not a curated record. Gene Ontology annotation, molecular function: voltage-gated potassium channel activity. Gene Ontology annotation, biological process: protein homooligomerization; potassium ion transmembrane transport. The transcript has a single exon. Gene Ontology annotation, cellular component: membrane; voltage-gated potassium channel complex. Lineage: Eukaryota; Metazoa; Chordata; Actinopteri; Salmoniformes; Salmonidae. The coding region runs from base 255 to 1703 and encodes 482 amino acids.